This is a messenger RNA of Hydra vulgaris (swiftwater hydra), 546 nucleotides long. RefSeq lists its product as uncharacterized. The record is from RefSeq and is a predicted model, not a curated record. Lineage: Eukaryota; Metazoa; Cnidaria; Hydrozoa; Anthoathecata; Hydridae.
AUACAAUACCUAAGCUUAAGUUUUUAUUUAAUAUUAAAGAAAGCUCAAACAAAGCCAUGCUUUAAAAAGAGAAACUCGCUUGAUUAAUGGUUAACGCCGAUUUUAGUAAACAAGUUUCUAAAAUGAAAAUAAUAUUCUGCCUAAUAUUAGUUCCAACUGUGUUAUCUUUGCAAUGUUAUAAUAGUUAUACCGCAAAUCCACCGUUAGAAGAUCAAGAUGAAUUAUCAAAGUCGAUUAGUGGAAUACCAGAUUUCAAUGAUUUAAAAAGCAUCACCUGCCAAUCCUGUUUAUCAAUAAAGCUUAAAAAUUUUAAAUUUAUUGAUGAUACACCUCGUUCAGUAUCAGUGCAAUCUUGUCUGCCCAUAAACACUUGCAGUGUAUCAUUAUGUGAUAUUUAUAAGAGACGUAAUGUAGAUUGUGAGAUGAGUUGCUGUACCAAAGAUUUUUGCAACUCUAGCGUUAGCUUAAAGGGUUUUCAUUUUUGGAAAUGGCUUUUGUUGAUUUUAUUUGUAUUUUCGUUUCUGCAGUAAUGAUUUAAAGAUUGUA